AUGGUCGAGCGCGAGCUCGGGGCGGAGGUGAAGAUUGAUCUCGACGUCGUCGAGCGGCUGCGACGGAGGCCGAGGGAGGAGGAGCGUCGAGCGUGGCGAAAGUUUUCGAUGAAGAUGGUGUCCGAGCAUGACGUCGUUCGCGACGGUUGGAUCGUCGUGAACGAGCGCGUGUUCGACAUCACGGCCUUCGCGAGGUCGCAUCCGGGGUUUCAGAACGCCGGGCAGGUGUCGACGGCGAUCGCGAUCGCGCGGGCGCUCGGGAAGGAGGCCACGGAGGAGUUCGCGGCGAUACAUAGCGCGCGGGCGUGGACGCAGUUGAAGGAUUUUCAAAUCGGCGUUCUGGCGCGCGAUGGGGAGGCGGUGGACGAUUCGAGCGACGUAGAGACGCCGUCGACGGAGUGGUUGGAGGGGGACAUGACUUUCGGGGCGCGAAGGAUGGAGGUGACGGAUGGACACUUGAGAUUUUUGGAGACGUCGCACGGGUUGCCGCAGAGACGCGCGACGGAGGUCGUCGCAGAAGUUUCGAUGCGCGCGAGCGAGUCAAAGGGGCGUGAGAAAAUUCGUACGUCGAUGUGGAGGGGGUUGUUAGGAAUAGUGGGCGUCGCACUCGGAGCUAAGACGGCGACGAGAAAACGAACGUGA
Molecule: messenger RNA, 642 nt
Organism: Ostreococcus tauri
Lineage: Eukaryota; Viridiplantae; Chlorophyta; Mamiellophyceae; Mamiellales; Bathycoccaceae
Product: Cytochrome b5-like heme/steroid binding domain
Exons: 1
Coding region: 1-642 (213 amino acids)
Cellular component (GO): intracellular membrane-bounded organelle; membrane
Molecular function (GO): heme binding
Source: RefSeq, a predicted model, not a curated record